UUCUCUGGCCAUGAGGAUGCUAUUCAUAAUCCCAAUCAUCCCUGAAGUCCUUUGCAACUUUUUGCCACUUAAGCCUCUUUGCAUGCAGUUCGCUUCUCAUUGAGGAAAGUGUUCUGAAUCACCUGUGCAAUGUGCAACAGCUCGUUUUUGAGAGGGAGCUUAAAGAGGUUGCUUUUUCCAUAGAAUCCUAGUUGCAGUUCAUAGAAUGUAAAUUCUGAGAUUGCAUUUUCUUUAUUUGCCAAUCAUUCUCGUGCACGUUUGAGGAUGGUGAGUUUGUUACAUGGGGAGAGCAAGCGAAAGGGAGGUUAGAAACUUGGUUGGUCUUUAGCGUAUUGGCUUGGCGACAUUGGUCCUUUCUAGCUUCCACUGAGCGUUCGCAACGUGCUCCAGAGCCAGAAAGUUCUCUAAAACCCUGAGAUGCGAGCUCGUCUUGGUGUAACUUGUAGUUUGACAACGACUGUCACGGGGAAGAGAAGACAUGCAGACAUCCACCUGAAAUCUAGGGGUGUAAACAGAUGGCUCGCAUGGAUUGCAUUCGAAAACCCGCAUUAUCCAAGGCACUAAAGAGCGUUGGAUUUUAUGCAUCAUUGCAGAGGAGAUGGAUUUUAGUGGUGAUUCUGGUCCUUGAAGUGUUGAUUCCAGGCAAUGACGCUGUUGUAGGAAACCAUGCGGAUAUAGACACGUACAUAGUGGUGAUGGAAGAUCUGCCUAUUGUGGGAUACAAAGGGGGCAUUCCUGGUUUGAGAGGCACAGCCAAGUACUUCACAAACAACUGGAAGAAACAUCAUCGAAGAGACCAUGUUAAGGAUCUGGUGCGGAAGUAUCAAUCACACUUGAUUCAAAAGCAUCAUACACUACUUGAGGACCUCUUUGAGGAGCACAGCUUCACCAAGCUCUACAGCUUUACUCAUAUUUUAAACGGGGCUGCUGUACGACUAACCUCUCACCAGGCUGCAGUAUUGACCAAGCAUCCCUCAGUGGUGCGGGUUGAGAAGAGCUACACAGUGAAGAAGGCAACGAUUCAUACUCCAGAUUAUCUCGGGCUACCCCAGGGAAUAUGGUCAGAAUUAGGUGGAGUCGCAGGUGCAGGAGAGAACGUCAUUAUUGGAAUAGUAGACACAGGUAUCGAUCCCAAACAUCCUAGUUUCUCAACUUCGGGACAGAAGCCUUAUGGUCCUCUAAAGAAGUAUCAAGGAGUGUGCGAGGUUGCCAAAGAAUUUCCUGCUGGUUCUUGUAACGGCAAAGUCAUUGGAGCUCAACAUUUUGCUGCUGCUGCUAGUCAAGAUGGCGUAUUUAAUGCCUCCCUUCAUUUUGCAUCCCCUUUGGAUGGUGACGGCCAUGGAAGUCAUGUAGCGUCUAUCGCAGCUGGAAACUGGGGGGUGCCAGUCAUUGUCAACAAUGUCACAUAUGGUAAAAUUAGUGGCAUGGCUCCAAGAGCGCGGAUUGCAAUUUACAAGGCAUUAUAUCCUUUGAUCGGGGGUUUCAUACCGGAUGUUAUCAAAGCCUGCGACAAGGCUGUUGAGGAUGGAGUGGAUAUUCUGAGCCUGUCUCUUGGUCCAAACAGCCCACCUGGAGGUUCAACAAGUACAUUUUUGAAUAUCCUAGAUGUAGCACUCCUUAAUGCCGUCAAAGCGAACAUACUUGUUGUUCAAGCUGCUGGAAAUGGGGGUCCUUUUGCUAAGACGGUGACAUCAUUUAGCCCCUGGGUACUAUCUGUAGCGGCGGGAGUUGAUGACAGGACUUUUCCGAACUCUAUUACACUUGGAGAUAAAAAGGUUCUGAAAGGAACUGGACUAGCUCCGGCGACAAAAGGUCCAGGAUUCUAUCGUUUGGUUUUAGCUGCAGAUGCAACGCAAGGUCAAGGUAGUCCGCUAUUCUCCCCGAGCGAUUGCCAAGAGCCUUCUUUAUUCAACAGAGCUGUUGUCAGUGGUUCACUCCUCAUUUGCACAUACGGCUUCAGUUACAUCUUUGGGGGCAGUACAUUGCAACAAUUAGUUAAGACUAUUGAAGCUGUCGGAGCAGCUGGGGUGGUGUUGAUUGUGGACAGUGAUGGGCCUGGCAGUAAAUUUGACCCUGUGCCCCUCCGAGUGCCAGCCAUUGGCCUUCUAAACCUUGCUGAUUCAACGGCCCUUCUGAGUUACUAUCAAACAAAUACAAAGAAGGAUCAAACCGGGAAAGUGGUCUCAUUUGGAGCAUCUGCAAAACUAGGAAAUGGACAAAUCAUAGGUUACACUGGCGUGGCUCAAAAAGUAGCCAUUUUCUCCUCGAGAGGACCAGACGUGAAAGAUUUUGACUUCAAUGAAGCCGAUGUCCUGAAACCAAAUGUCUUGGCACCCGGCUUUUUAAUCUGGGGAGCUUGGACCCCAAUCGGCAUUGACCAGCCUGCCUAUCAAGGUCAACAAUUUGCUAUGAUUUCGGGAACAAGUAUGGCAACACCCCACGUGGCGGGACUCUCUGCGCUGCUCAAAGAGAAAUAUCCAACGUGGAGCCCAGCUGCUCUCUCUUCAGCCAUAAUCACCACGGCUGACGUCCAAGAUAAACAAGGGCGAUCUCUUCUGUCUGAACAGCUGUCUGGAGGCUCGACACCUUUUCUGCAGGAUGCUACACCGUUUGAUAUGGGAGGCGGUGCCUUGAACAUCAAUGCUGCGAGAAAUCCAGGUCUCAUCUUCGAAGCAGGUUAUUUGGACUACGUGAGGUUUCUAUGCUCUGGAAACAUUUCCAACCCCAAAGAAGUGUUCGCUGCCACAAAGACUCCUUGCCCUCCAGCUCCUGGUAUGCCGUCUGACCUCAACACGCCGUCCAUCACCUUUGCUACUCUUGUGGAAGCCAAAACCGUCUCCAGGACUGUCACAAACCUCAUGGUCACUGGAGAAACUUACACCAUCACAUGGACAAAUCCGGCUGAUGUUGUCAUCACCGUCACUCCCUCACAAUUUACGAUUGGAAUUGGUCGUCAGAACAAGCAAACCAUCAACAUUCUUUUGCGAGUUACACUGGCAUCACAAAUGGCAUCAUUUGGACAAAUCAGGUUCAAGGGGUCCUUAGGUCAUGCAUUGCAUAUUCCAGUGUCCGUUGGAGUUAAGGAAAUUUGAAAGAGUGCACCUUUCCUAAUGUAACGCCAGGAUUUGUGCGGCUUAAUUGUCUUAAGAGAUCAGGCUCUGAUUACAGUUUCUGAUUCAUUGGGAUGUCUCAUGGAUCACGAGUUACCCUCCAAUUUUGUUUGGAGUGUGUACAUACAGAUCAUUUGGACUGUAUACAAUUUUGUUUGGAGUGUGUUCAUACAGAA
Physcomitrium patens is the source of this 3286-nucleotide messenger RNA. Its product is annotated as subtilisin-like protease SBT2.5. NCBI's taxonomy places the organism in Eukaryota, Viridiplantae, Streptophyta, Bryopsida, Funariales, Funariaceae. The record is from RefSeq and is a predicted model, not a curated record. Gene Ontology annotation, molecular function: serine-type endopeptidase activity. Gene Ontology annotation, biological process: proteolysis.